This is a messenger RNA of Meloidogyne enterolobii, 409 nucleotides long. Lineage: Eukaryota; Metazoa; Nematoda; Chromadorea; Rhabditida; Meloidogynidae. The record is from the annotation of a GenBank genome assembly.
UAUUAAACAAAUAUAUACACAAAUCUCUUUAAAAUGGGCUUCUUCAUUAAUUAUUUUGUUUUAUUUUUUGUUGGAACAAUUUUGUCUUUUGUUUCAUCAGAAAAUGGACAAUUAUCUGGUAUUGAUAAAAAUGCUUUUCGAAUGAGUUUUGGAAAAAGAUCUUCCUUUAAUGACGACGAACAACAAUUAUUUGACAAAAAGUUAAAAGCGGUGUGUUUUAAUUAAGCUUAAUUUAACAAGUUUUUAAGAUCUCUAACAAACAAUCAGACAUUUGGAUACGAAAACAAAGAUUUUAUAGAUAAUAAAUGAGAGAAACGGUUAAUAUAUCACAAGAGUGGGUCGCAUUUGGGGCAUAUGUAUCUCUCAACUUUUUCAAACAUGUAAUUGGGAAAAUGUUCUUCCUAAGCUU